AGAUUAUGUGACUUUAUCACUUCCUCCCCUACCCCUUUCCACGCCGUAUCCAACAUCUGUAAACGACUCGUGUCUUCUGGUUUCACUCCAAUCUUUGAUCGUUCUCCCUCUUCCUUAUCCCCAGGUGGAAAAUAUUUUUACACCCGCAAUCAGUCUUCCAUCGUAGCAUUCACCUUACCUUCUCAACCUUCUUCCGACACGUACAUCUCUUUCGCUGUAGGUCAUCUCGACUCUCCCUGUCUCAAACUCCGACCCAUAAGCAAGAAAUCUAAAUUAGGGUAUUUACAAGUAGGCGUGGAACUUUAUGGAGGUGGUACUUGGCCUACAUGGUUUGAUCGAGAUCUUUCUUUAGCAGGAAGAGUCAUACUUUCCACUCCAGGUUUAGAAAAACCUUAUACAUCGAGAUUGGUGAAGAUCAAUCGACCAUUACUGCGUAUUCCACAUUUACCAAUUCAUCUCGAUAGGACUUUAGGAGAUUCUUUCAAGUUUAAUAAAGAGGCGGAGCUGGCACCGAUUUUAGGGUUGGUGAAUAAUCAAUUAAAUUCGACUGAAGGACUAUGGGGUUCGACAAUGGGUUCAGGAUUGGAAGUGGAGAAGGAGGAAAAUGAUGUGUCGGGAAUGAUGGGAAAACAUCAUCCGUUGUUGCUUGCUGCACUGGCGGAUGAGUUGGAAUGUGAAAUUGGUGAUAUUCAAGAUUUUGAGCUAUCGUUGUUUGACACUCAACCAUCCUGUGUGGGAGGAUUAUCAAACGAAUUCAUCUUCUCUCCUAGACUUGAUAACUUGACCACUUGCUACUCGACCAUCGAAGCACUCUGUGCGGUAUCAGAAACCACCGCCACCACCUCUUGCGAGAACAUACGCUGCGUGAUCUUAUUCGACAACGAAGAAGUAGGCAGUAUAUCCAACCAUGGUGCCGAAUCGAACCUCUUACCCGGCUUCGUGGACAAAAUUUGUUCUUUACCCGACUACCGAGAUAGAGGAGCAUACAAUUUACUCACGGGUUCAUUCUUGAUUUCGGCGGAUAUGGGACAUGCCAUAAAUCCCAAUUACGAGAAUAAAUAUGAGACCAAUCAUGCUCCUAGAUUAAACGGAGGUGUUGUCAUCAAAACCAACGCUAAUCAGAAAUAUACGAGCAAUGCUCAAACAACGUUUUUGUUGAGAAGAAUUGCCAAAGCUGCGAAUGUCCCAUUGCAAGAGUUUGAAAUUAGGAAUGAUUCGACAUGCGGUUCCACUGUCGGUCCUCAUCUUUCAACUCACGUCAGAACGGUCGACAUUGGUCUUGCUCAACUCGCUAUGCACUCUAUCCGUGAGACGGCAGGAUCAGGCGAUAUAAAACAUUAUAUCUCUUUGUUCCUCGAAUACUUUACUAAUUUUACCAAGUACGAUAGAGAGUUGAAAGUGGAUUGA
Tremella mesenterica DSM 1558 is the source of this 1407-nucleotide messenger RNA. RefSeq lists its product as uncharacterized. The transcript is spliced from 5 exons. Gene Ontology annotation, biological process: proteolysis. Lineage: Eukaryota; Fungi; Basidiomycota; Tremellomycetes; Tremellales; Tremellaceae. The annotation marks the transcript as partial. Gene Ontology annotation, molecular function: aminopeptidase activity; zinc ion binding. The record is from RefSeq and is a predicted model, not a curated record. Gene Ontology annotation, cellular component: fungal-type vacuole.